CCGUGGGGUCUCCGGCCAGCCAAACACAAGCUGGUUUGUUUGUCUGUCCCACUUUCGGCUGCUCACUACUUCAAAGUCCAGUGACUGUAGCCUCAGUGGUAGUAAAGCCGAGUGGUUUUACCUUGCUCAGUGCAAGAGUAUCAAGUUGGGCAACUUUAUUCUGUGGCAGAAGCUAGCAAAAACGAAACAGGAGGUGGGGAAGGAAUUCAGGUCUUAAAAAAUGAGCCUUAUGAACAGGAUGGCGAGAAGGGACAAUACACUCACAAAAUCUAUCAUUUAAAGAGUAAAGUCCCUGGGUUUGUAAGGAUGAUUGCUCCAGAAGGCUCCCUGGUGUUCCACGAGAAGGCCUGGAAUGCAUAUCCCUACUGUAGAACAAUUGUGACAAAUGAAUACAUGAAAGAUGACUUCUUCAUAAAAAUUGAGACCUGGCAUAAACCAGAUUUGGGAACAACAGAGAACGUUCACAAUUUAGAUCCAAACACAUGGAAGAGUGUUGAGGUUGUCCAUAUUGACAUUGCAGAUAGAACUCAAGUAGAACCAGGAGACUACAAAGCUGAUGAAGAUCCUGCAUUAUUCCAGUCAGUUAAGACGAAGAGAGGACCUCUGGGGCCAAACUGGAAGAAGGAGUUAGCAACUGAUGAGGAGUGUCCCAAAAUGUGUGCUUACAAAUUGGUGACCAUCAAAUUUAAGUGGUGGGGAUUGCAGAACAAAGUUGAAAACUUUAUACAAAAGCAAGAAAAAAGGAUAUUUACCAACUUCCACCGCCAGCUGUUCUGUUGGAUUGACAGAUGGAUUGAACUGACUAUGGAGGACAUCAGGAGAAUGGAGGAUGAAACCCAGAAGGAGCUGGAAGCGCUGCGUAACCAAGGCCAAGUGAGAGGAACGAGUGCUGCCAAUGACGAGUGAGGCCGGACGGACGCCGGUGCCGGAUCUUGGCUGUGUGUGUGGGUGCAUGACUCUGUAUAUAACUACACACACACAUGCAGACAGAAGGGGUGGUUACAGUGUCUCCGGGUGCUAUACCUGUCCUAGCAAAGAUCCCAAGGAAACUGCUUUCAUUAUGUAUACCCCAAGCAAAUAAAAAAUCAACUGAGUAGUGUCAUUUAAAGGAUGAAUUUUGCUAACUGGUAUGUUCAUGAAUGUCAAUACUGGACCAAUUUUUGCCCUACUUGUUUCCUCUCCUGUCCAAGUCACUCUGCUCUAACUUGCCCAUCUCUCAUUGUAAAGGAACACUCAAACAAGUUAAUUUCAGUUUUAUGUCUUCCCUAUGUGAUGAGUUUUUGGAAUAGGAACAAUGAAUGUAUUUAUAGCUAUUUAUUUCUGGAUUGUCAUUAUCCUCUAGUCAAAUCAGAAAAAAAAAAUUUCUAUUAGUGGAAAUUGGAAGACUUUUACUGUUGAAUAAGUUUAACCCAAACUUUACCCACUCACUGAUUUAAAAGAAAAAAAUCAUGUUUUAUUGGACUUUUGUACAUUGAAAUGCUAACAGUUUUCUUCAUUAAAAUUGGCAAGAUUAAGGAAAAA
Cyanistes caeruleus (blue tit) is the source of this 1521-nucleotide messenger RNA. The record is from RefSeq and is a predicted model, not a curated record. NCBI's taxonomy places the organism in Eukaryota, Metazoa, Chordata, Aves, Passeriformes, Paridae.